Messenger RNA from Myodes glareolus (Bank vole), 462 nucleotides. The record is from RefSeq and is a predicted model, not a curated record. Lineage: Eukaryota; Metazoa; Chordata; Mammalia; Rodentia; Cricetidae.
AUGGCGCGAGACGGGAUCUGGCUCCUUUGCCUCCAGCUAGUCCUACGGCCAACUCUGGUGCCAGGCAUCAAGAUGGAGAUCGCCAUCAAGAACUUCCGCACCUUACACGUUGACUACCCCAGGAUUAACUACCCGAAGGGUUUCCACGGGUACUGUAACGGGCUCAUGGCCUAUUUGAGGGGCAGAAUGCAGGACUGGUAUUGCCCUAAGAUCCACUACGUGGUCCAUGCCCCCUGGGAAGGCAUCCAAAAGUUCUGCAGAAACAGCGAGAACUUCUGCGAGAACUACAAUGAGUACUGCACGCUCACUCAGAACUCCUUCCCCAUCACCGUCUGCACCCGGGGCUCUAAAAAGCCGCCAACCAGCUGUAGCUACAACAGCACCCUGACCAACCAGAGGCUGUACUUGCUGUGCUCCAGCAAGCAAAACGCUGUACCGAUAGGCAUCAUUGGCCUCUACUAG